AUGAGUGCUCUAGCGGUAUUACAUGUGGUUGUUGACAUCUAUGUACAAUCAGACAAAGCUGAACGUGUUAAAAAACUUCUUUAUGAUUUAGCUAGUCAGGCGAAGAGAGAAGAAGGUUGUAUGAGAUACCGUUUAUGUGAAGAUUUAGCAGAUAAAACACAUCUUAUAUGUAUUGAACAAUGGGAAACGGAAUUAGCUUAUGAAGAUCAUCUGAAGACAGAGCACAUCAAAAAAUGUGGUGAAGAAUUGAAAGAUGAUCUUGCAAGUCCAGCCGAAGUUCGACGAUACAAAAUUGUACAAAUAGAGAGUACUGUGAAGAAAGAGACAACAACUAAUUCAAGUGGAUUUUGUAAUAUUCUCUGA
Didymodactylos carnosus is the source of this 363-nucleotide messenger RNA. The record is from the annotation of a GenBank genome assembly. NCBI's taxonomy places the organism in Eukaryota, Metazoa, Rotifera, Eurotatoria, Philodinida, Philodinidae.